UCUCAAUGAUCACUGAACUCAUUAGAAACAGCAUCCAAUCUCUUUAGAAUCCUCGCCAUUCUUAAAUGAAGGAAGACCACAGUACAUAAUGUAGCACUACAUACUCCUAAAUGGCCAUAGUUAGAAUGUCUUCGAUUAUAAUUCUACUCGAUCAGAACUGACCCAGGACAGACAACAAUAACAACACAACUCCCCUUUCGGAUCCCGCAUGCGUAAUUUAGCCGUAGUUAUUUUAAUUGGACAAUGAAAUAGUAGCACAGAUACAAGGAAAUUGUUAUAAAAUCACUGAAAUGAUCUUUCACCGGUAUUUUAUAUUCUCGUUUAGUGUUAUUCACACCCCAGGAUGAACUGAAUUUUUAGAACUGAUUCUAAUCUAUUCCCAAGCAGUAGUCUGUCUCUGCAGCAUAAUUUAAGUUUUCUAAUCGAAACUAGUUUGACCGGUGAAGCCUAUCUUUUACGGGUGUGCUUUUAAACAUUUGCAUAUGCUAUUUUCGUUUUUUUCCCAUUUGUGAAAGGUUACGACAAGGACAGCAUUGGGAGGAAUAGAAAUGAGAAUGAGAUUUGGGUAUAUGAACUGCUGGAACCAAAGCAACAGAAUGUCCAAUUGGGCUGUUGCUAUUGGAGUUGGUGUGGUUACUGUUUCAGGUCUUCUUUUUGUUCUUAAACGAUGCAAAUGCAGAAGGAAAAAAAAUUAUCCCAAAGAUGUGAUCAUUCUUCAUGCUAUACCAAGAGCACAAGAUACACCAAACCUCUCUCCUUUUGGUAUAAAGCUAGAGACAUACCUUCGUAUGGCCAAGCUACCCUAUCAGGUUGAAUAUACCUAUGAGAUGUCACCAAAACAUAAAACACCUUGGAUUACAUACAAUGGAGAAGUUGUCAGUGACUCACAGUUUAUAAUCGAGUAUUUAAAUAAGAAAUUCAACCUUGAUUUAAACAGUCAUCUCUCGGAGGAACAACGUGGUGUUGCUAGAGCCAUGCAGAAAAUGAUAGAAGAGAACUUGUAUUGGGCUUUGGCUCUCAGUCGAUGGGUAUAUAGUUAUUCUGACCCAACUCUGAGAACUGUGAUCCCUGCUCCGAGAUUUAUUGUCUGGAGGAUUAGAAGAAUGGUUAAGAAACAGGCUUACUGCCAAGGUAUGGGUCGACACACUCCUUCAGAAGUGGAACAUAUUGCAAUGGAAGAUUUAAAGGCUCUCUCAGACUUUAUUGGAAGAAAGAAGUUCCUUAUGGGAGUCAAUCCAUGUGAAACUGAUUGUGCUAUAUUUGGAAUGAUUGCUUGUUUAAAGAAAAUGCCAGAAGGUAGCUUUUUCAUAAAGGUCUUUAAAGAUAAUUCAUUCCCAAAUCUAAUUGCUUACUGUGAAAGAAUGAAAGAAUUGUUCUGGCCUGAUUGGGUUAUUCCAAACUGGAAUGGUCCAACAAUGGGACUUCAGCCACUAAGACCAUAGUUUUUCAUAGAAGUUUGCUUGGUGUAAUUUCUAACAGCUUUAUUUUUCUAUUUGUGUUCUUUUUUUUUUUUUACCUCUUUUCUACUAAAUAAAACAUAUCAAAUAGUUGUAUUGCAAUCAAGUACUGAAGAAUUUUGAUAAAUAGCUGAUACCUGUUUAUAUAUAUAUACAUAUAUAUAUAUAUAUAUAUAUAUAUAUAUAUAUAUAUAUAUCCAACAAACUGUUUUCCUUUCAUCAUGUGUUCUUAAAAAUUAAAACCAUUCUUGUAAUGGAAUUUAUACCAAACUAGUUCUCAGUAAAUAUUUUAUAUUUCCUUUCAAGUUAAAUCCACAGCUCCUUAAAAUAUUAAAAGAAUUAUUCAAAAUAUUAAACCUGUUAUUUUUUUGUUUGUAUUAUUUUCUUGUUGGUUGGACUCAUAUCAGGUCCAACUGAACGGACAUAAAAUUAAGGGCAUUCUAGCUUUGACCACCACUUGUCUUCUUUUAAGGAAAUGUAGGAAUAAAUUAUCAAAUAUUCUUUCCUCAUUUAAAAUUGUAGGGUGUAAUUUAAGAGAAAUUUUACUUACAUCCAAGUUUGAAAUUGUUGAUGAAGUCUUUAAAAAACAAGGUUUAAGUUUUAAGACCAUAAAAAACACGGUUUAAGCCUUAAGUUCAAAGCAAAAAUCUAAAUAUAAAUUACAUGCUUAUGGAUUUGUAAAACUAAGGAUUAUUCUUUACUGUACAGAUGCUCCGUAACAGCUUCUCUUACACACUUACAAUUCACCCCUAAUAAGGUUCACCACUCUUAAUAUAGGGGUUCCCACAUUGACUUCUUUUCCUUGUUAUUUUCUAAACUAGUACCUAUACCAGAAUGUCUUAUUACAUGGGCCCAGAGAAUAGGGGUCAGGAACAUUUGGGUUUUAGGGGACCCAAGAUUCAAUUUGAAAAAUAAAAAUUAAGAUUCAUAUUA
Molecule: messenger RNA, 2390 nt
Organism: Octopus bimaculoides (California two-spot octopus)
Lineage: Eukaryota; Metazoa; Mollusca; Cephalopoda; Octopoda; Octopodidae
Product: failed axon connections homolog
Cellular component (GO): cytoplasm
Source: RefSeq, a predicted model, not a curated record